This is a messenger RNA of Ectocarpus siliculosus, 1387 nucleotides long. The record is from the annotation of a GenBank genome assembly. NCBI's taxonomy places the organism in Eukaryota, Phaeophyceae, Ectocarpales, Ectocarpaceae.
CUGGCACACAGCGAAGCUGCAACCCUCGGACGCCGUCCGGAUGAGCGUAGCUCCAGUGGCAACCGUAUCUCCAGUGUUCUCUGACGAGCCCCCAACAGCAGUGAUAUUGGCGAACGAACCGGUCCCAGCUGAAGGCGGAGGCUGGAUUUCGGCAACCUCAAGUCCUGGUGGUGCUGCUGGUGCUUCUGCUGUUGUUGUUGAAGAACACGCCGCCGAUGUGGAGUCCGGUACAAGACGACCAAUACCCACCCGUGCUGCUGCCGCGCCGGCAGCUGGAGGACCAACCGCUGAUGAUGUUGAAAAGAGCUGUGGCCUGACUUCGCGUCGCUGGCACCAGCUCUUCGCUCUGGGCAUCGGUCUGCUGGAGGCAGCGUUCAGCCUCAACAAUGCCAUCGCUGAGGACGCGUUCAAGAUCGAGGACGCUGCGAGCUUCGUCUUCUCUGCGUCGGCUGUCCAGGAGUCCGUCGGCCUAGCCGUGAUGCUUCUGCUCUCGCUAUGCAGAGCAAGAGUUGGGGAGCAGGAUGCGGUGAUGGAAGAGUUUGGCUCGCCGCUUGCGAUUCUUGUGAACGGCGUUCGGCAAACAGACAGGUCUUUAACCAAGACUGGGCAUUUCGGCGCGAUGUGCCAGGCGGCGGUCGUGGCCGUAACAGGCCUCGUGCUGCUACAGAAGGUGGACGCGAGGGGCUUCGUCAUUCUCUUCUACGCCCUCUUGGUGCUCUUCUGCGGUUUCUGCCUUGUCACGAACACCGUCUUCUGUGCGGGUUACUUCCGGAACCUGGUCGUCGUCUCUAGGUUAGACUCUGCGCUUGAUCCUGACAACCCGGCUGUCGGCUUGACUUACGCCUUGAUUGCGCUGCCACUUGGUGUCGAUGUCGCUGAGAUUCUGUUUUUGUUCCUCGGAGGGCAAUCGUGGAACGCUACAAUAUUGGCAUUGUUGGAUGUGGGUGUAACGGCCAUGGUCGUCUUUCCUUUCGGGUACAAGAGGUUCAUGACAGCUUUUCCAGAGGCCGCGCGGCGCCUGGGACUGGACUCAGGCCGCGCGUGCGAUCACUACUACUGUUGCUGUAACCUGGAAACCCUGUUGUACGUUGUUUUCGUUUGAAAUAUAUAUGACGGUGGCCACUCUGAGACGGCUGUGACCGAAAUUAGAAGGGCAUGUGUUGAUAGACGUACGUGCUUGUAAGGUGUAUAUUGUGCUGGGUAUACAAAUUAUUUAAGUUUGUAAGUAUGUAGUCCCGUGUGCCAUCGGUUGCGAUGAGGGUUGGUUCGUUUCCUGUGAAUACUUGUGUGAGCUGGGGCAUUCAGAGCUUGGCCGAUGACUUGAUCCACUUCAUCCAGCAGAUGGAAAUCUUGAGUGUAAAAAAUGACAAAACAAGUGUGAUCCACG